UUAACGUUACCUAACGUAAAGCGUUUCCCUCAUAGAGUCUUACUGUUGGAUCAAGUCAUUUUGACGGUUUGAUCAUGAAGCAGGAAGCCAGCCCACGGCGUGAGCGUGUGAAGUCCAUCUUUGAUCAGGAAGCUCCAUCGGGUCGCAGCUCCUCCCGCUCCAGCAUCAGCAGCGACAGUGACAGCUCGUACUCCAGCAGCAGAGGAAGCCGUUCCUCUCGCAGGUCACGGAGCUCAUCCUCCGACAGUGACUCUUCCUCACGCUCCCGCUCCCGUUCCCGCUCCCGUUCCCGCUCUCAUCCGCGCUGCUCGGGCCGUUCGCGCUGCCGCCACACACACCAUUCUCCUCCUCGCCGCUACCGUGCUCGCUCUCGCUCAUACAGCCCUACUCCCCAGGGUUCCUCCCGCAGACGCUACCAUCGCCACAGUCCUUCUCCAUCCCCCUACAGCUACUCCAGACGCUCCAGGCGUUCCCGGUCCCGCUCUCGCAGCCGUUCGCCAGUCUACUGGAGGGGAAGUAGGUUUGUGGGGCGGUACCGGUGCCGUUUCUCCCGCUCACCCAAGAACUCCAGAGCAAACAGAAGCCGGUCUCGCAGCCGUGAACGCUCUGCCAUCCGCCUUAGCCUUGAGGAGAAGAAGUAUCUGUUGGAUGUCGCCAAAGCAAAUGCUGCCAGGAUUCUGGGAGUGCAGAACUUGGAGCUGCCAGCUAGUCUGAAGGAGGAGGAGAAGAGGAGAUCUUCAUCUGAUAAAGAGGAAAGGUUGAGGACUGACCUGGCACCACUGAAGACUCUAGCACAGGUAAACGGUGUUACCACUGAUGAUGGUGAGGCAGGGACUUCUCAGACAUCACCCAAGACGAAGCCAAUUACCUUCAGCCUCAAUAAUGCAAUUGCCAAACCUUCAAACAGCCCUACGCUUCAUGACAGUAAGGUAACAUCAAGAGCCGACAGUGUGGCGGACAGGAAGCCAUAUGGACACUGGGUCCCCUUUGGCAAAUACUCUUCUAAAAAUAAUAAACACUGAGAUUCAACAGUGGUGUAAAAAGACUGUAACUAUUGUAAAUAGUUUAUGUAGUGAACACUUGGGUUGGGGUGGAUAAGUUGGGACUCAUAAAUUCAUCAUAAAUAUUUUCUUUCAGAUAUAAAGUUGGUUUUAUUGGAAGAAGGCAAGAUGUCAAACAGGUGGGAAAUAUUGUGUACAUAUUGGUGUUUUUGUGUUGUACCGUGGCUGUUUCUGAAUAAAGAAUGCAAAAAAAAUUCCUGUUGU
This is a messenger RNA of Rhinichthys klamathensis goyatoka, 1265 nucleotides long. RefSeq names its product arginine/serine-rich protein 1 (gene rsrp1). The transcript is spliced from 5 exons. The record is from RefSeq and is a predicted model, not a curated record. NCBI's taxonomy places the organism in Eukaryota, Metazoa, Chordata, Actinopteri, Cypriniformes, Leuciscidae. The coding region runs from base 75 to 1022 and encodes 315 amino acids.